Lingula anatina is the source of this 1512-nucleotide messenger RNA. RefSeq names its product ubiquitin-like protein 3. NCBI's taxonomy places the organism in Eukaryota, Metazoa, Brachiopoda, Lingulata, Lingulida, Lingulidae. The record is from RefSeq and is a predicted model, not a curated record. Gene Ontology annotation, molecular function: protein binding.
AUCCGCCAUUAAGGAAUUUUAACUCGGGGAAUUAGUAACAAGAAUAUUUUCUCUUAAAUCUACCUUGGAACUACAUUCACCUGGAUUCUUUUUGCCUAGGAAGAUAGAUUGGAUUCUUAAGUGUGAAUUUUUAUCAAACACAUUGCCCGAAGAUGGAGCACGAUCGUUGAAAAUGACGACUCUCCCCUGCGUUUUGUGAACAACUGGGCUGAGCCAAAGGCGACUUGUCACCGAUGAUAGUGACUUUGUUAAACGAUCAUUCUUAAAAGGGAAUUCAUUCAACAGCAUUCGGUUAGAUAAGUAAUCAAGACUGAUGUGAAGGGCGAAAAAAUGUCUGUUCCAUCAGAUAAGAUCAGCCUCAAGCUUAUCCUAGUGAGUGGUAAAACAAAUGAGUUCCUGUUCACCCCCAACAGUUCAGCGGCAGAGAUCACACAAUAUGUCUACGAUAACUGGCCACAAGGUUGGGCAGAUGAGCAGCUGCCCCCCACAAAUAUCCUGCGCCUCAUAUAUCAAGGAAGAUUUUUACAUGGAAACGUGACAUUGGGGGCACUUCAGUUGCCGGUGGGCAAGAUGACUGUGAUGCACUUGGUUGCUAGGGAGCAUUUACCUGAGCCCAAUAAUCAAGGACAGAUCAAGAAAGAUAAAGGAGGGGAGAGUGCAUGCAGUAACUGUUGCACAAUAUUAUGAUCUGGCACAAGAUAGAGCACCUUGACCUCUGUGUUAACCUGGAGCAAUGGAUACUUAAUCAACUUUCUAUAGGUCAAUACUUAUGUGUACAGCUUUCUCAGAUAUCAUUAAAGAUGUAAAUCGCAGUACGAAAAAUGUUCAGAGGCAGAGGUGGGAACGAGUACAAUAAUAAUGACUACCUCUUGGGGACACACUGGCCUUUUUAUCAAGAGAAAAAUGGUUUGAAUUAUAACAUGCAUUAACUUUUUAUUGGAAGUAUGCAAUAUUAUGGAAAUUCUGCCUGUGUAAAGAGUGAUACAUGUGUUCUCAUCCUCAAUUUUGUGUGCAUUAAUAAGCAAUGGAUAUACAGUAAUCAGUAAAGUCUUCACACAGCUCUGAUUCACAGAACCAUUUCAUCGAUUUGACUGUAUAAUUAUAGUGUUUUGAAUUUUGAACCUGGCAUAUAGUGGAUGUGGAACUGGAACAACAGAGAAAGAAAAAACUCAAGAGCAUGAAGGGUAUUCUCCUCGUGUAAAGGAGGAAAGUGGAGUUCCCUUAAUUGUAACAUAGCCCCAAAGGAGAGCCAGCAUAUUAUGUGUGUGUUUGUGUGUAUGUACAGUAACUUGUGCAGUUGACCUUAGUCAUAUACAAGUUCAUUCACCGAGUGGACGCACGUUGUCUGUAGUAUUCACCAUUGGUAUUGUUAUCAUAACAGCACAUUUGUUUUUAAUCUGAGAAAAUAUGUGUCUAGAGUAACAGCAAAUCUGAAGACAGCAAAACAAUUGAAGAACUAAGAAGUGAAUUUAUCUGAGAACUCACUAUUAAAAUGCAGGAAUAUAAAGAUUA